GGCUGAGCGGGUCCGUGUCACAGACGGCUCGGCGCAGUUCAUUCCUCGCACUCGAGCCGAUGCGCGCCGCUUCAGCGCCUUCUGCCGCUCUCCUGCUUCUUCUUUCGGGGGGAACUAUCGAACGGUCCGAUCUCCUUACGAUGUUUACCGCACGUGUGACCACGUUCAUCUUUUUUUUUCUUUUUUCUCAAGUAUGACAUCAGUGCCGAAUGUGUGCCUCUUUUUUCUUCUUCUUUUCCUCACACAUCCAAGACGCAAUUGCGGGAUGAGCGUGCGCGGAGUGCUUAUUUUACCUUCUCGCUGGCGUUCAUGAACAUCCACCUUCUCCCCGGGUGUUAUCAUCUGAAGCCCCGGAAUGAGCUCUGAAGCAACAAGCGACCGUGGAUGCGUAAGGCAGCGACUCUGCGCACACUUAGCGGAUGAAAACGCACAUCGGUGAGCGAGGCGCAGAGGUUGGAUCGCAUGUGUGUGUGCGCAUAAACCCUGCACCUGCGGGAUUAAUCCAGCAACCCCCCCCCCCCCCCCCUCCGGAUUUCAUUCUCUGCUGGGAAGAGGACAGCGAUGAACUGGGUUGUGAAUUCGUAAAAAUGUCGUAAAAGUGUCUCGCUGUGGUUCUACUUGUUUUCUGUCUGUUACCAAAGUUGCUUCGUUCUCGGGGAGGGACGCAGAUCCAAUAAUGGCCAGACACUCUGCCCCCCAGCUACGACCGGGUUUUACGUUCCGGGUGUUGUGGAUGGUUCACGCUUUCCUGGACCUGGCCGGUUCCCAGGAGAUUUACGCGCCGCACUCGAUCCGGGUGGAGGGCGACGUGACGCUGGGGGGGCUCUUCCCCGUCCACGCCAGGGGGGUCCCCGGGAUUCCGUGCGGGGACAUCAAGAAGGAGAACGGCAUCCACCGGCUGGAGGCGAUGAUGUACGCCCUGGACCAGAUCAACGGCGACGAGGAGCUGCUGCCCAACGUCACCCUGGGCGCCCGGAUCCUGGACACCUGUUCCCGGGACACGUACGCGCUGGAGCAGUCGCUGACUUUUGUGCAGGCGCUCAUCCAGAAGGACACGUCGGACGUGCGGUGCACCAACGGGGAGCCGCCGAUGUUCGUCAAGCCCGAGAAAGUUGUCGGGGUCGUGGGCGCGUCCGCCAGCUCGGUGUCCAUCAUGGUGGCCAACAUACUGCGCCUCUUCCAGAUCCCUCAGAUCAGCUAUGCCUCCACGGCCCCGGAGCUCAGCGACGACCGGCGCUACGACUUCUUCUCCCGGGUGGUCCCGCCUGACAGCUUCCAGGCCCAGGCCAUGGUGGACAUCGUGAAGGCCAUGGGCUGGAACUACGUCUCCACGGUGGCCUCGGAGGGCAGCUACGGAGAGAAGGGAGUGGACGCCUUCAUGCAGCUCUCCAGGGAAGCAGGUGGAAUCUGCAUCGCUCAGUCGCUGAAGAUCCCCCACGAGCACAAAGCCUCCAACUUCGAUAAAGUCAUCCGUCUGCUGCUGGACACUCGCUACGCCAGGGCGGUGAUCCUGUUCGCCUCCGACGAGGACAUCCGGGGUAUCCUGAACGCCAGUAAGCGGGCGGACCAGAUCGGCCACUUCCUGUGGAUCGGCUCCGACAGCUGGGGGGCCAAGAACAGCCCCAUCCACCAGCUGGAGGACGCCGCCGUGGGCGCCGUCACUAUCCUGCCCAAGAGAGCCACCAUCAGCGGGUUCGACGCGUACUUCACGUCGCGCACGCUGGAGAACAACCGGAGGAACGUGUGGUUCGCCGAGUACUGGGAGGAGAACUUCAACUGCAAGCUGAUGAGCUCCUCCAAGAAGGACGAGAGCAGCAGGAAGUGCACAGGCCAGGAGCGCAUCAGCAUCGACUCCAAGUACGAGCAGGAGGGCAAGGUCCAGUUCGUGAUCGACGCCGUGUACGCCAUGGCCCACGCCCUCCACAACAUGCAGCGCGACCUGUGUCCGGAGAACGCCGGCAUCUGCCCCGACAUGGACCUGGCCGGCGGGAAGAAGCUCCUCAAGUACAUCCGCAGCGUCAGCUUCAACGGAAGUGCCGGUACUUCGGUGACCUUCAACCGUAACGGCGACGCCCCCGGACGCUACGACCUGUUCCAGUACCAGUGGAAUAACCUCUCCGGGCCGGGCUACCGUGUGAUCGGACAGUGGACCGAGACCCUGCAGCUCAACAUGGAGGACAUGCAGUGGCCUCGAGGGGAGCAGGACAUUCCCAGCUCGGUGUGCAGCCUUCCCUGUAGAAGCGGCGAGAGGAAGAAGGUGGUGAAAGGCAUGCCGUGCUGCUGGCACUGCGAGCCCUGCGACGGCUACCAGUACCAGCACGACGAGUUCACCUGCAAGCUGUGCUCCUACAACCGGAGGCCCAACGCCAACCGCACGGCGUGCCAGCCCAUCCCCAUCGUCAAGCUGGAGUGGCACUCGGCCUGGGCGGUGAUCCCGGUCUUCCUGGCGAUGCUGGGGAUCAUCGCCACCAUCUUCGUGGUGGCCACGUUCGUUCGGCACAACGACACGCCCAUCGUGCGGGCGUCCGGCCGCGAGCUGAGCUACGUGCUCCUGACCGGGAUAUUUCUGUGCUACAUCAUCACGUUCCUCAUGAUCGCCAAGCCGGACGUGGGCGUGUGCUCGUUCCGGCGGAUUUUCCUGGGCCUGGGCAUGUGCAUCAGCUACGCCGCCCUCCUCACCAAGACCAACCGCAUCUACCGCAUCUUCGAGCAGGGCAAGAAGUCGGUGACGGCGCCGCGGCUCAUCAGCCCCACCUCGCAGCUGGCCAUCACCUCCAGCCUCAUCUCGGCCCAGCUGCUGGGGGUCUUCGUCUGGUUCAUCGUGGAUCCGCCCAACACCGUCAUAGACUACGACGAGCAGAAGACCUUCAACCCGCGCCUCGCCCGGGGGGUGUUGAAGUGCGACAUCACGGAUCUGCAGAUCAUCUGCUCGUUGGGCUACAGCAUCUUAUUGAUGGUGACGUGUACUGUUUACGCGAUAAAGACCCGCGGCGUGCCGGAGAAUUUUAACGAGGCCAAGCCCAUCGGGUUCACCAUGUACACCACCUGCAUCGUGUGGUUGGCUUUUAUACCCAUCUUCUUUGGCACGGCGCAGUCUGCAGAAAAGCUGUACAUCCAAACCACCACGCUCACCAUCUCCAUGAACCUGAGUGCGUCCGUGGCCCUCGGGAUGCUCUACAUGCCCAAAGUCUACGUCAUCCUCUUCCACCCGGAGCUCAACGUGCAGAAGAGGAAACGCUCCUUCAAGGCCGUCGCCACGGCCGCCACCAUGUCGUCCCGCCUCUCCCACAAGGCCAGCGACCGGCCCAACGGCGAGGCCAAGACGGAGCUGUGCGAGACCGUCGACCCCAACAGUCCGGCAGCAAAGAAGAAAUUUGUGAGCUACAACGACCUCGUGAUCUAACGGCGUCGGAGCGACGGACUGAAACCCGAGCGACAGUCGGAGAUGUCUGGUCUCCGGCCCUGCUGAGUUAAAAAAAAACAGAAAGGCAGGAAAAAAAAAGAAGAAAGAAGCAGAGAAGUAUGGGUUUUUGUUUUUUUUCCUUGUUGUUGUUUAGUUCUAUGGUCUCAUGUGCUUCAUUGCCCACCAACAGACUUUGCGGAAGCGGAAGCAAAGCCUUGUGGGAGUUUUUUCUCCGGACUUUCGCUCGGUCAAAGAGACGCGAGGAACCUCGGAGACGCCUCCGGGGAAAAAUACGCCGGGAUGUUCGGACAGUUCGAAAAUUUGAAAUCCUCUUUUUUUCGAGAUGACGGUUCCCGAGAAACCAACAUGGCGGACGUUUUUGCAGCCUUGGGCGGGCGGGGGUGAGGGGGUGAGGGGGGGGUGCCCAUGUUGAUUGUCUCUCUGCCCAUGAUGUCAAACGAAGCCGCGGCGGCGGGCCCCGCCUCCUCUUGUCCUAUAACCUACUUCCCAACUGCAAGUUUUCUGCCCUCCAUGUGUGCGGCUCUUCAUGGUCGACCCUUUUUUAUUGAUUUCCUUCUUCCUUUCAAGGCGAUAAUGGCUACAACGCUGCACAAUGCGUCUCUGGUAAAAAGCCAUCUCCUUUCGCCUGGAUGCUUUCGGGGGGGGGGGGUUUUAUGGAAUCUGAUUGUUGCCGCAAAGACGCAAAGAACUGACUCCGCCUUCGCUUGUCGGUUCAGUCGCACCGUGAGCGCUCAUCGGGGAGCUCUGUUUACUCUAUGAUUUGUUUGUGUGUUUGUGGACACUCAUCGGAGACGGCCACUCGCCGGGCCAGCGCCUCUCGGCCCGAGUAGAACCGGGGGAGUUUUGAGUGGGCGCGUUCGGGGUCGUAGGAAUCGGGUGAGCCGAGUUAUGAGAGCAGACCAGGGAAUGCGUGGCUUCGUAGGUGUCGUACGUGUUGCCUUCCAUCCCCCCGCCAACGCUCUCUGUACGAUUGCUUCUUCUUCAGCUGAAAUGUUUUCCGUCCCCUCCACGGUUCGUGUGUGUGUGUCUCUUUCCGCAAACGGCCACCUGACCUGCGGCUCCCAAAAAGACGCCUGCAUGCGCGGUUGGUCUCCGCCCCGGCUCCCCUUUACCCCCCCCUCGGCGUCCGCCUGCUUGAGAAGAACCACUCAGACCCGGCUUUAGGGUGAGCAGCGCGGAGGUGAGGCACAAAGCCUGUGCUGUCCCCUUUGAUCACGUGACCAACAGUUGUUGUUUUUAGAUGACGAGCUCAAAGUCUUAUCUGAGUUAUGUGACGUGGUUUGAAAAAAAUAUAUAUAUAAAAAAAAAAAAUCCGGUUC
Molecule: messenger RNA, 4743 nt
Organism: Pungitius pungitius (ninespine stickleback)
Lineage: Eukaryota; Metazoa; Chordata; Actinopteri; Perciformes; Gasterosteidae
Gene: grm7
Product: glutamate metabotropic receptor 7
Exons: 10
Coding region: 677-3403 (908 amino acids)
Biological process (GO): G protein-coupled glutamate receptor signaling pathway; regulation of synaptic transmission, glutamatergic
Cellular component (GO): plasma membrane
Molecular function (GO): group III metabotropic glutamate receptor activity
Source: RefSeq, a predicted model, not a curated record